Plasmodium knowlesi strain H is the source of this 870-nucleotide messenger RNA. Its product is annotated as GTPase, putative. Bases 1 to 870 code for a protein of 289 amino acids. The transcript is spliced from 5 exons. The record is from RefSeq and is a predicted model, not a curated record. Gene Ontology annotation, molecular function: GTP binding. NCBI's taxonomy places the organism in Eukaryota, Apicomplexa, Aconoidasida, Haemosporida, Plasmodiidae.
AUGCGAAACUUAGUUAAAUCGCCCGUCUCCCCUUUUUUUUGGGUGCUUUUCCUUAAUGUGAUUCGUCUUUGUUGUUUCAUUCCCAAAAGGGAAACCACCAAACUGGUGACAAGCUCAAAUUUCCGCCUUUUUGAAGACACUAAAAAGAAGGAAGAUCUCGAAUAUAAGCCUUUCAAAAAUAUCAGCUUUAACAAGCUUAAGAGCAAUUUGAAAAACUUUCUUGUAGUCAACAAAAAGUUUAGCAUAUCGGAUGUUAAGCAGGUUUCCUUUUUAGGAAAGUUUUACAAUUACGAGAAAAUUGAGAAUUACGGUGUAAAUGAAAUAUGCAUACUUGGGCGGAGCAACGUAGGGAAGUCAACCUUUUUGAGGAACUUCAUAAAAUAUCUUAUCAACGUGAAUGAGCAUGCAAAUGUGAAGGUUUCCAAGAACAGCGGGUGUACAAGGUCGAUAAAUUUAUAUUCUUUUGAAAAUGGCAAGAAAAAAAAGUUGUUCAUUUUGACAGACAUGCCUGGAUUUGGCUAUGCUGCAGGAAUAGGCAAAAAGAAGAUGGAGUUCUUGAGAAAGAACUUAGAGGACUACAUAUUUCUGCGAAAUCAAAUAUGCCUGUUUUUUGUUCUUAUCGACAUGAGCGUGGACAUACAGAAGAUUGACGUAUCCAUAGUGGACGCGAUAAAAAAAACGAACAUACCUUUCAGAGUCAUCUGCACAAAGAGUGACAAGUUCAGCACAAAAGCUGAUGAACGUCUUGAAGCAAUCAAAAAUUUUUAUCAGCUUGAAAAAAUCCCCAUACAUAUUUCGAAAUUUUCGACGCACAAUUACAUAAACAUUUUCAAGGAAAUUCAACAUCACUGCAAUUUGGACAUCCCGUGA